This is a messenger RNA of Pongo pygmaeus (Bornean orangutan), 7331 nucleotides long. It is a transcript of the gene JAK1, whose product is annotated as Janus kinase 1. The transcript has 27 exons. The record is from RefSeq and is a predicted model, not a curated record. Gene Ontology annotation, biological process: intracellular signal transduction; cell differentiation; cell surface receptor signaling pathway via JAK-STAT. Gene Ontology annotation, molecular function: ATP binding; non-membrane spanning protein tyrosine kinase activity; growth hormone receptor binding. NCBI's taxonomy places the organism in Eukaryota, Metazoa, Chordata, Mammalia, Primates, Hominidae. Bases 2524 to 5988 code for a protein of 1154 amino acids. Gene Ontology annotation, cellular component: membrane; cytoskeleton; cytosol.
GGCAUAACUAAUUUAUUCAUAUGAAUUAGAAAGAAUUUAAAGAGGAACCAAAUAUGGUAAAACGAGGGGCGGGGCGGGGCGGGGAGGGGGGGAAGCAGUUGAUUUAAAAAAUUGAGAAAAGCAAAACAUGUUUGCCUGGCUUUGUAACUAAAGAAGACUGCUAAAAAUGGUCUGCAAAGGUGUAAGAACCAAAAAGCAUCUCCAGUGUUCUACCUUCACCAGAAACAUGUAAGGAAUUUCCUAGGAUGGAAUUAUGGAAAAGAUCCUCUUCAGGCCUUCAUUUGCUCAUUCAUUGCUAGUCAUGGUGCUAAAUACGGGAGAUAUAAAAUGAGUAUGGCAUGGCCCUGGCCUCAAAGCUUACCCUCAGAGGGAGAUACAGCAACUGUGCCGUACGCUGAUCUGUGAAAGGCACCAGAAAAUAAAUGUAAAAACCACACAGUGGGUACACAAAGGGGAGAGUGGUCAACUCUGUGAGUCUAAAAAAAAUAAUUCACAACAAUCACAUAGCGAUGUUCCGUGAGUCCCGUCCCAACCCCAUCCUCUAUAGCCAACCCCUAAGAGAAACGACAGGUGAACAGGGCGAAAUCCAAGCUGGGCUCUAAUUAAAUGUGUGCCCUAGAGCAACUCCUAGCACUACUCAGAGCCUCCGUUUCUCUCCUUGUAAAAGCCAGGAACCCUGCUCAACUAUAAAGUCUAUUUCUGCUCUGAAUUAUGAAAUAGAGGCAAAAAAAAGAAAAACCCAGAAAGGAAACUCACGAAAAACAAAAGUGAAAGUGCCUGAAGGGAACCCAGUAGUAAACAAGAGUACAAAAUUCUAUAUCUCACCGGAAAACGUGGCAGAGUUCCCAAAUAUUUUUUUUUCAGCAACUGUAAAAUUCGGAAAGAAUGAAAUGUCUAUCACUCCCUCUGAAUGUGAAUAAGAUCAGUGUAACACGAAUCUACCUUGCUCUAUGCAACUGUCUUCUGAAACAAUCCUCUCCGACCCUGAACAACCACUUAAAUAAGCGGUUCUUAAAUAAAUCAAUCCGUAGUGAAUGGUCCAUCCCCACAAAACCAAUCCCCAUUGAAGACCACACCAAGGUGUGCCCCACUUUGGGAAAAGGGGGAAAACGGGGGUAGAGAAGGAGGGGAAGGAUUGGAACCAACAUUAGAUUGUGCCUGGUGUUGCCACGCGGUUGUAAUAAACAACAGCGUCGAAGCAAACUGUUUUAAAACUUAGGAAAUACGGCGGCCUUUAAACUCUAUUAUGUCCCUGCUCAUGGCAAUAGUGGGACUUCUCUGAACGUAGCCUACAACGGUACAGCCGCCCGGGAGGGAGAGCGAGCUCUGGGGCGGACGGGCGAGUGAAGGCAGCCAGAGGAGGGGAGCAGGCUGACAGUUCCCCCAGCUUCCGCGGCGCGUGCGGGGCCGGGACUGGCGACCGCCACAAUCAGAGGGUGCGAGCUGGACCCACCGCGGUAACGGGUCUCCAGGGUGGGAGGAUGGUUGCUGCUUGUCCGCUGCCGGAGCCUCCCUUCUCGCAGCAGAGGACGGAGGGCGCGCGCACGUACACACACUCUCACACACACACACACACGCACGCACACACAUCCUUCCCCUAGAGUUGUGUCUCGUCUCCCUUUUGUUUUUCUCCCUUCCCGGUCAUGAGACCCGGAAGUUUUUUUUUUUUUUUUUUAAUCCCGUCUCUCUCCCUUUUCCAACCCCCCCGCCAUCUAUCACAUGGCAGAGAUAGAAUAAAAACAGAAAAAUGGCGACGGUCACGUUGUGGCGAGCCUUGCUGCGUCAUUAGAUAAUCCUCAUGCAAAUAGCGGGAAGAACAAAGGAAGGGGGGCCCGGGACCCCCGGGGGCGCAGAUUCUCGUCUUCUGGCUUCCGGUUGGGUUCAGCAACAAGGAGCACAGACAGAAGAUCGGGAGAGGGAAGGGAGAAGAGCAAGAUCAGGGCAACCCAGUUACCCGAAGAAAUACAACUUAAAGGGCGCCUGGAGCCGGGCCGGGACACCCACCCACGCUUUUCUAGGCUGAGGAAACCUGGGAAACUUUUGGGCUCCCGCCGAGUCACGCGGCUGUUCCACGGUAAGAAUUGUGCAACGGGGCGAGUCAGGCGGGCGUCCUAGUGGGGAAGAAGCGGGGGAGGCUGCUAUGGUGCCAAUGCUUUUCUUAAAAAAAAAAAAAAAAGCUAGGUUGUCUCACGCCGUGCGAGGCGAGACGGCGCGGCCGGACAGCCCAGUGCCCGCUGGCCCCAAGCCCGGGCCAAGAAAGCAUCGCUUCCCCGCCGGGACCUGGAAGGAGCAGCGCGUGCGUGCGUCCCCUCCCGGGGGCAGAGACCGCCCGCCCGCCACGGCGCUUUCCCGGGAGUCUGCGAGGGGCCAGGGUGCGAGCGGGAACUGCGGCAGGCGCAGACUGGCCACAUCGAUCGCGGCGGGGAAGUCUGGGCUCGCGCUUUCGCGCUUCUCUGAAGUAGCUUUGGAAAGUAGAGAAGAAAAUCCAGUCUGCUUCUUGGAGAACACUGGACAGCUGAAUAAAUGCAGUAUCUAAAUAUAAAAGAGGACUGCAAUGCCAUGGCUUUCUGUGCUAAAAUGAGGAGCUCCAAGAAGACUGAGGUGAACCUGGAGGCCCCUGAGCCAGGGGUGGAAGUGAUCUUCUAUCUGUCGGACAGGGAGCCCCUCCGGCUGGGCAGUGGAGAGUACACAGCAGAGGAACUGUGCAUCAGGGCUGCACAGGCAUGCCGUAUCUCUCCUCUUUGUCACAACCUCUUUGCCCUGUAUGACGAGAACACCAAGCUCUGGUAUGCUCCAAAUCGCACCAUCACCGUUGAUGACAAGAUGUCCCUCCGGCUCCACUACCGGAUGAGGUUCUAUUUCACCAAUUGGCAUGGAACCAACGACAAUGAGCAGUCAGUGUGGCGUCAUUCUCCAAAGAAGCAGAAAAAUGGCUACGAGAAAAAAAAGGUUCCAGAUGCAACCCCUCUCCUUGAUGCCAGCUCACUGGAGUAUCUGUUUGCUCAGGGACAGUAUGAUUUGGUGAAAUGCCUGGCUCCUAUUCGAGACCCCAAGACCGAGCAGGAUGGACAUGAUAUUGAGAAUGAGUGUCUAGGGAUGGCUGUCCUGGCCAUCUCACACUAUGCCAUGAUGAAGAAGAUGCAGUUGCCAGAACUGCCCAAGGACAUCAGCUACAAGCGAUAUAUUCCAGAAACAUUGAAUAAGUCCAUCAGACAGAGGAACCUUCUCACCAGGAUGAGGAUAAAUAAUGUUUUCAAGGAUUUCCUAAAGGAAUUUAACAACAAGACCAUUUGUGACAGCAGCGUGUCCACGCAUGACCUGAAGGUGAAAUACUUGGCUACUUUGGAAACUUUGACAAAACAUUACGGUGCUGAAAUAUUUGAGACUUCCAUGUUACUGAUUUCAUCAGAAAAUGAGAUGAAUUGGUUUCAUUCGAAUGACAUUGGAAACGUUCUGUACUACGAAGUGAUGGUGACUGGGAAUCUUGGAAUCCAGUGGAGGCAUAAACCAAAUGUUGUUUCUGUUGAAAAGGAAAAAAAUAAACUGAAGCGGAAAAAACUGGAAAAUAAACACAAGAAGGAUGAGGAGAAAAACAAGAUCCGGGAAGAGUGGAACAAUUUUUCUUACUUCCCUGAAAUCACUCACAUUGUAAUAAAGGAGUCUGUGGUCAGCAUUAACAAGCAGGACAACAAGAAAAUGGAACUGAAGCUCUCUUCCCACGAGGAGGCCUUGUCCUUUGUGUCCCUGGUAGAUGGCUACUUCCGGCUCACAGCAGACGCCCAUCAUUACCUCUGCACCGACGUGGCCCCCCCGUUGAUCGUCCACAACAUACAGAAUGGCUGUCAUGGUCCAAUCUGUACAGAAUACGCCAUCAAUAAAUUGCGGCAAGAAGGAAGCGAGGAGGGGAUGUACGUGCUGAGGUGGAGCUGCACCGACUUUGACAACAUCCUCAUGACCGUCACCUGCUUUGAGAAGUCUGAGCAGGUGCAGGGUGCCCAGAAGCAGUUCAAGAACUUUCAAAUCGAGGUGCAGAAGGGCCGCUACAGUCUGCACGGUUCGGACCGCAGCUUCCCCAGCUUGGGAGACCUCAUGAGCCACCUCAAGAAGCAGAUCCUGCGCACGGAUAACAUCAGCUUCAUGCUAAAACGCUGCUGCCAGCCCAAGCCCCGAGAAAUCUCCAACCUGCUGGUGGCUACUAAGAAAGCUCAGGAGUGGCAGCCCGUCUACCCCAUGAGCCAGCUGAGUUUCGAUCGGAUCCUCAAGAAGGAUCUGGUGCAGGGCGAGCACCUUGGGAGAGGCACAAGAACACACAUCUACUCUGGGACCCUGAUGGAUUACAAGGAUGACGAAGGAACUUCUGAAGAGAAGAAGAUAAAAGUGAUCCUCAAAGUCUUAGACCCCAGCCACAGGGAUAUUUCCCUGGCCUUCUUCGAGGCAGCCAGCAUGAUGAGACAGGUCUCCCACAAACACAUCGUGUACCUCUACGGAGUCUGUGUCCGCGACGUGGAGAAUAUCAUGGUGGAAGAGUUUGUGGAAGGGGGUCCUCUGGAUCUCUUCAUGCACCGGAAAAGCGAUGUCCUUACCACACCAUGGAAAUUCAAAGUUGCCAAACAGCUGGCCAGUGCCCUGAGCUACUUGGAGGAUAAAGACCUGGUCCAUGGAAAUGUGUGUACUAAAAACCUCCUCCUGGCCCGUGAAGGCAUCGACAGUGAGUGUGGCCCGUUCAUCAAGCUCAGUGACCCCGGCAUCCCCAUUACGGUGCUGUCUAGGCAAGAGUGCAUUGAACGAAUCCCAUGGAUUGCUCCCGAGUGUGUUGAGGACUCCAAGAACCUGAGUGUGGCUGCUGACAAGUGGAGCUUUGGAACCACGCUCUGGGAAAUCUGCUACAAUGGCGAGAUCCCCUUGAAAGACAAGACGCUGAUUGAGAAAGAGAGAUUCUAUGAAAGCCGGUGCAGGCCGGUGACACCAUCGUGUAAGGAGCUGGCUGACCUCAUGACCCGCUGCAUGAACUACGACCCCAAUCAGAGGCCUUUCUUCCGAGCUAUCAUGAGAGACAUUAAUAAGCUUGAAGAGCAGAAUCCAGAUAUUGUUUCAGAAAAAAAACCAGCAACUGAAGUGGACCCCACACAUUUUGAAAAGCGCUUCCUAAAGAGGAUCCGUGACUUGGGAGAGGGCCACUUUGGGAAGGUUGAGCUCUGCAGGUAUGACCCCGAAGGGGACAAUACAGGGGAGCAGGUGGCUGUUAAGUCUCUGAAGCCUGAGAGUGGAGGUAACCACAUAGCUGAUCUGAAAAAGGAAAUCGAGAUCUUAAGGAACCUCUAUCAUGAGAACAUUGUGAAGUACAAAGGAAUCUGCACAGAAGACGGAGGAAAUGGUAUUAAGCUCAUCAUGGAAUUUCUGCCUUCGGGAAGCCUUAAGGAAUAUCUUCCAAAGAAUAAGAACAAAAUUAACCUCAAACAGCAGCUAAAAUAUGCCGUUCAGAUUUGUAAGGGGAUGGACUAUUUGGGUUCUCGGCAAUACGUUCACCGGGACUUGGCAGCAAGAAAUGUCCUUGUUGAGAGUGAACACCAAGUGAAAAUUGGAGACUUCGGUUUAACCAAAGCAAUUGAAACCGAUAAGGAGUAUUACACCGUCAAGGAUGACCGGGACAGCCCUGUGUUUUGGUAUGCUCCAGAAUGUUUAAUGCAAUCUAAAUUUUAUAUUGCCUCUGACGUCUGGUCUUUUGGAGUCACUCUGCAUGAGCUGCUGACUUACUGUGAUUCAGAUUCUAGUCCCAUGGCUUUGUUCCUGAAAAUGAUAGGCCCAACCCAUGGCCAGAUGACAGUCACAAGACUUGUGAAUACAUUAAAAGAAGGAAAACGCCUGCCGUGCCCACCUAACUGUCCAGAUGAGGUUUAUCAACUUAUGAGGAAAUGCUGGGAAUUCCAACCAUCCAAUCGGACAAGCUUUCAGAACCUUAUUGAAGGAUUUGAAGCACUUUUAAAAUAAGAAGCACGAAUAACAUUUAAAUUCCACAGAUUAAGUCCUCCUCCUGCAACAAAUGCCCAAGUCAUUUUUUAAAAAUUUCUAAUGAAAAAAAGUUUGUGUUCUGUCCAAAAAGUCACUGAACUCAUACUUGAGUACAUAUACAUGUAUAAGGCACACUGUAGUGCUUAAUAUGUGUAAGGACUUCCUCUUUAAAUUUGGUACCAGUAACGUAGUGACACAUGACAACCAAAAUAUUUGAAAGCACUUAAGCACUCCUCCUUGUGGAAAGAAUAUACCACCAUUUCAUCUGGCUAGUUCACCAUCACAACUGCAUACCAAAAGGGGAUUUUUGAAAACAAGAGGAGUUGACCAAAAUAAUGUCUGAAGAUGAUUGCUUUUCCCUGCUGCCAGCUGAUCUGAAAUGUUUUGCUGGCACAUUAAUCAUAGAUAAAGAUUGAUGGACUUAGCCCUCAAAUUUCAGUAUCUAUACAGUACUAGACCAUGCAGUCUUAAAAUAUUAGAUACCAGGUAGUAUAUAUUGUUUCUGUACAAAAAUGACUGUAUUCUCUCACCAGUAGGACUUAAACUUUGUUUCUCCAGUGGCUUAGCUCCUGUUCCUUUGGGUGACCACUAGCACCCAUUUUUGAGAAAACUGGUUCUACACGGGGAGAUAGCUGUGGAAUAGAUAAUUUGCUGCAUGUUAAUUCUCGAGAACUAAGCCUGUGCCAGUGCUUUCCUAAGCAGUAUACCUUUAAUCAGAACUCAUUCCCAGAGCCUGGAUGCUAUUACACAUGCUUUUAAGAAACAUCAAUGUAUAUCCUUUUAUAACUCUACCACUUUGGGGCAAGGUAUUCCAGCAUUGGUUAUGAAUGCUGUAUGCAACCAGUCUGAAUACCACAUACGCUGCACUGUUCUUAGAGUGUUUCCAUACUUACCACCGAUCUACAGGGGUUGAUCCCUGUUUUUACCAUCACCCUAUGGUGCAACACUUGAAAGGAAAGACCCGGCUAGAGGCACUAUGGACUUCAGGAUCCACUAGACAGUUUUCAGUUUGCUUGGAGGUAGCUGGGUUAUUAUCAAUCAUCAAAAAUGUUUAGUCACUGAUUCAAUGUGAACAAUUAAUUAAGGUCUUCAUGACCAAAAGAAAGAGUCCGAAAAUCUUUUUGUUAUGCUGUUUAGUAUUUGUUUGAUAUUGUUACUUUUCACUUGUUGAGCCCAAAUUCAGGAUUGGUUCAGUGGCAACAAUGAAGUUGCAAUUUAAAUUUGUUCAUAGCCUACAUCACCAAGGUCUCUGUGUCAAACCUGUGGCCACUCUAUAUGCACUUUGUUUACUCUUUAUACAAAUAAAUAUACUAAAGACUUUA